GUGAGCAGCAAACAGAUAUGGAGCAGGCUUUUUUGUCUGAUUCUAUUUUCAAAAUUUUUACUCCAAACGAGGUCUUAUCUAAAAGCAUAUCUGAUAAAGCUAUUCUUUCCCGGUUAGUUUGACUUCGCGCUUUUUCUGUUGCGACGGAAGGAAGAAAUGGCGUCAGUAUCCAUGGAUGUUGAUACUGGUGAUACCGCGAAUGGAAACAAGGACGCUAACGGAGACGUAGAUCUGGAAUCUGCUGUCGUGGAAGAUAUCAAAGAUUUCGUUAAACUUCUCGAACGCGCUGUAACAGCAGGAGAUGCUCGUUCGGUAGUCCGGCCAGUUCGUGGUCUUGGCUAUGUCCGUAAACACCUGACACCUGUAGUUCUCCGUCGAAUUAUUCGCGGCUUGUGUUUGAAUAAGGAGGAUAAAACAUACUUUGCGCAAUAUAUCGGAGAUUUGAUUGACGAGCCAAAGAACCUGUCUCCGUAUGGAUCUGUUUUCCAAAAGCUGGCUAAUGCUGUCCAUAAGCAGGGCACUAUGAUCCCGGAAGUGACCGUUUACCUACAUUUACUGAUUUUGUUGCAUCUUCUCGACGCCGGAAAAAAUUCUGAAGCUCUUUCUUGUGCGGAAACACUGGUGGGCAAGGUGAUUGCGAAUACACGACGAACGAUGGAUCCGUUGGCAGCACGUGUGUAUUUCUAUUAUGCUCGUGCAUACGAAGUCAACGGAAAGCUCAGUUCCAUUCGACGCUUUUUGCUAUCGCGUUUACGAACUGCCACACUGCGGCAGGACGAUGAUGGUCAAGCACAUUUGGUCAACUGUCUUCUGCGCAGUUAUAUCCAGGAUAAUCUGUAUGAUCAAGCCGAGAAACUAGUCGGCAAGCUGAGCUAUCCGGAAUCUGUCCAUAAUAAUCAGUUGGCUCGCUUCCAAUACUAUCUCGGCCGAAUUAAGGCGAUGAAAUUGGAGUACUCCGAGGCGUAUCAACACCUGCUGCAAGCAUCCCGAAAAGUGCCAACGCAUGGUGCAGUGGGAUUCAAACAGACGGUUCAAAAAUGGUUAAUCACGGUGGAAUUGCUGUUGGGUGACAUCCCUGAACGUGCGGUGUUCUUGGAAAAGGAAUACAAGCGGUGCCUUGCGCCUUAUUAUGAGCUGACUCUCGCUAUUCGCGGGGGUAAAUUGGCUAGAUUCAAUGAUACUCUGAAACAACAUGCGGAUAAGUUCAAGCAGGAUCAGACGUAUUCGCUGAUCGUCCGUCUUCGACACAAUGUUAUAAAGACCGGCAUUCGGGCAAUUAACACCGCCUAUUCCCGUAUUUCGAUUGCGGACGUGGCGAAAAAACUGCAGCUGGACAGCGUAGAGGAUGUGUACUUUAUUUUGGCUAAGGCCAUUAGUGAGCGCGCUAUUGAAGCGCAGUUGCUGGCCGAUGCAGGCGAACUGGCGUCUAAGGAGAAUGUUAAUAUAUAUGCGACAAAAGAUCCCUUUGUAGCGUUUGAUAAACGCAUUCGUUUCUGUCUGGAAACAUACGAUCAGAGUGUCAAAGCCAUGCGCUUUCCACCGAAAUCGUACCACGGGGAUCUGGAAUCAGCUGAAGAACGACGAGAACGUGAAGCCCAAGAGGCCGAACUCGCGAAAGAGAUUGCCGACGAAGAUGAUGAUAUUUUGUGAAUUAUUUACGUGCAUCGGUGGGAGCUUGUUAGAUUACUGCAUUAGCUGCUUGCAGCUAAACUUAAACUGUCGAAAGUUAUGCCGACUUUCUUCCUUUCUUUCGAUUUCUGCAUCAGCUUUUUCAUGGCGAAUUCCUUUAUCGUUGUAAUAACUAACAAGACGAUACAAAGUGG
Molecule: messenger RNA, 1823 nt
Organism: Paramacrobiotus metropolitanus
Lineage: Eukaryota; Metazoa; Tardigrada; Eutardigrada; Parachela; Macrobiotidae
Product: probable 26S proteasome non-ATPase regulatory subunit 3
Exons: 6
Coding region: 157-1650 (497 amino acids)
Biological process (GO): regulation of protein catabolic process; ubiquitin-dependent protein catabolic process
Cellular component (GO): proteasome regulatory particle, lid subcomplex; proteasome complex
Molecular function (GO): protein binding; enzyme regulator activity
Source: RefSeq, a predicted model, not a curated record